AUGUAUGACGAACAAGAAGUAUUACAUAACCACACACACCAUCAUGGUCCUCCUACGUCUGCAUCACCGUCUAAUGAUCCAGAUGUCAAUACGUUACAAGAACAACCACCUCCUGCUGCUUUAAGUACGUGUCUACAGUCGACAACGCGAUGGUUUCAGCUCGUCAUGUUUUUUGCUUUUGUCGUUGCGCUUGUAUUAGCCAUGGGCAGUUCCUAUGACAAUUUAAGCCCGGGGCUCAUUUGGGGCGGGUUACUCUCGACUUUCUCUGUCUUCUUCGUUAUCUUGUCGUACGUUAGUGUACCUAGUUACCGUCAGCACCCGAACCCACUUGUUUUUUGGCGUACUAUUGCAGAUGCCGUCUUUGUUAUGCAGCUCAUGGCACAACAGUUUGCGCGCUGUAUUUUCUUUGAUUGUGUGCCACUUUGUAACAGUACCAAUUUGCAAUGUGGUUGCAGCACUGAUAGCGUUGCUAGCCCCACGUGCGACGUAUUUGCUGGUCUCUUUGAGUUUACGCUGCUUGCUUCCGAGUGCUGGUUCUUCUGCAUGACAGCUAAUCUCCUCAUGAGUCUCACGAAUCCCUUUACGGACUUUAAACGGAACACAAGGAUGUUUCAUCUCGGCUCGUGGCUUGUACCGCUUGUUCUUGGACUUAUGCUCAUGACCACAGACGAUUGGGCAGGAUACUCGGAUCUUGGCGUGUGCUGGACAAAUGCGUUAAAGAACUUGGAAGCCGACAACAUGGCAUUUUGUCCUGCUGGAUACGAAGUCACGGACAACUUUUCCGACGAUUACAAGGCUGUGAACGCCAACAUGAUUAGUUGGCUCUUUUUCUACAUCUGGAUGGGACUUUUCAUUAUCUUUGGCAUUGCCGUCUGGGUUUGGGCCUGGAAACGACUGAGUGAAGGUAUGCCCGAGACAUACGCGGUUCGAGUGCAGAGCAUCAAUCGUGCGAGGUUUAAUGUGUUUGCAGUGACGUUUUACUGGAUUAUUGUGGUCAUUGUCUAUAUCAAGUUCUUGUCCCGUGACCGUUCUAAACCGGACAAGUCCAGCGAGCUCUUGAAUUUUCUCAUUGCAGGAAAGGGAUACCUUGAUCUGGUUAUUUGGUUUGCGUUGAAUGAUUUUCACAUCGCGCACUUUACGCGUUGUCUUGGGGAAAACACAGGCGAGGUUGAUGUGGACCUGAACCCGCAAGUGAAUGCGGCGUUGCGUCGAGAAGUGCUCUUCUACACCACAUCGGGUAUAAUUCAGGCUGUGCAGGCUGCAGAGCGUUUACCAGCGUCACAGCGCAUCCAGCACUUGGCUUUGCUGCCACAGACAAAGGCCACUAACGUUGCAUCCGCUGCGGCGUUCACUGCAGUGCCUGUUGGUGAGAGUAGGACGGGUACACAUUCUUCGGCAGCUAAUGCAGCCUAUCGCCAGUAUAUGGCGGUUGAUGCCGAGCGUGACGGAACGAACGGUGCAAGCGCUUUUGCCGAGACCAUGCGUGUGGCUAAGAACUCGCCUCGUACUAAAACAUUCCAUGACUAUGAACCUCAUGCUUUUAAAAAGAUUCGUGAGCGAUUUGGGGUUAACAAUGAUGCCUACUUGCAAGCGCUUUCAGCCACGGCGAAAGAGCGUCUGAGUGAAGGUGCUAGUGGAGCCUUUAUGUUUUACUCCGCCGAUGGUUCUCUUAUCGUGAAGAGUACGAGUAAGGAAGAAUGUUCGUUUCUGCGCAGCAUUGCUCAAGACUAUGCCGACUACCUGUGCGCUAACCCUCGCUCCCUGCUACUACGUUUCUACGGCUGCCAUUGUCUCGAGUUGUACGGCAAACAGUUUUCCUUCGUCGUUAUGGCGAAUCUUUUUGAUACGGACCAGGUGAUCCAUUCUCGUUACGAUAUCAAAGGAUCAUGGGUUAAUCGCCACGGCGACCUGCCGAAGCGCGGUAAAAAAGUUACAUGCCGUCACUGCAAUUGUAAGUACAUGUAUCAGAAUUCAGCCCCUGAGAACGCGAAUUGCACGGUUCGGCUAGGCGGCCACGAGCCGAACGUUGUGUUAAAGGACUCGGAUCUUACUCAGAAACUUAAUCUUGAUCGUGAUGUGGCACUGGAAUUAUAUCAACAACUCUGCGCUGACUCACAGCUACUGUGCUCGUUCGGUAUUAUGGACUAUUCGCUGCUUAUGGGCAUCAACGAAGUCGAGUACGUGGUGGAUGAGGGCAAUGACACAGAUGUUGAAUCUGAUGUGACCAACACACCGCCCUCAUCUAGUGCCCAAGGCACAAAAUCUGGAAGGAAUUUGCAACGGUCUUCAGUAUACAACCCGUUUGGUGAAAAGUCGAUGAUGGACUCACGCAGUGGGGGCAUGCAGAAUUUUGCAAGAUCGAAGGGGCCAUCUACAGUCCAAGCAUCAUCUUCGAAGUUUCGACCCCAGGCAAGUUUGUCUUCAGCCGCUGGAUCUUGCAACAGCCGCUCAGUGCGCGGCGAGUCAGUGGUGCAGCAAAAGGGAUCAUCAAAGCCGCAUGAAUAUCUACAGAACGCGAGCCGCCAUGGGCGUGCUGGAAGUAAUACGUCUUCGUCUGGAAGACGGCUUCCUCGAUCAGGAAUGCGCAUGGCAAACACAGUUGUCGGCCCAGCUUAUUAUCACCUUGGCGUGAUUGACAUUUUGCAGACAUGGACAUUCAAGAAGCGUAUGGAGCGCAUUUUUAAGAUUGUUUUCAGAGGCGUUGACGGAGACGGACUGUCUGCGAUCGCACCGAAGGUGUAUCAGGCACGCUUCCAGCUAAAGAUGGCUGAUAUUCUUGGAGUCGAAGACCUCAUAAAUGGUGACAACGCCAAUCAGAAUUUAUUUGUACAGCAAAACUCACACAUGGAUGUGGACACACAGCAAACGGACCAGCAAUUCAACAUUCAGUCCAUUCGAUCACUGACAUCAUCGGAACUCGUUGCGAUUAACCCUCUGGACUCGCAUUACGCGAGUAGCCGUUCGUCUUCGAACUUGCGACAGCGUAGCACGGAAAAUUCACAGUCUGUCGGCCAAGAUACUGAGGAAUACACAGGCAUUGAUUACCACUUGUAG
Peronospora belbahrii is the source of this 3054-nucleotide messenger RNA. Lineage: Eukaryota; Oomycota; Peronosporomycetes; Peronosporales; Peronosporaceae. The record is from the annotation of a GenBank genome assembly.